Molecule: messenger RNA, 3351 nt
Organism: Drosophila ananassae
Lineage: Eukaryota; Metazoa; Arthropoda; Insecta; Diptera; Drosophilidae
Exons: 2
Coding region: 1-3351 (1116 amino acids)
Biological process (GO): proteolysis
Molecular function (GO): aspartic-type endopeptidase activity; nucleic acid binding; zinc ion binding
Source: RefSeq, a predicted model, not a curated record
AUGGAGCAAUUAAAAGCAUUGACAAAAGGGCGCGCCAGACUCAAGGCCAAUAUCACACGGAGCUUGGCUUGGGCUGAGGACGCGCAGCAAUCGAACGCCACACGGGCAGAGGUGUCUUCGCGGCUGAAGCAUCUCGACACAACAUGGAAAGAAUUCACAAGAUUUGGUGAUGAAAUAGCUAUGCUAGACGAAGUAGAUGGGUAUGUGGACCCAGAGAAUGACAACAUAUUCUACGAGGAAAAAUAUCUAAGGGCACAUGCAUUACUUUCGGCGAUGUUUAUGAAGCUGCCAACAACAACCAGGUCGGAUACAACAACAUUACGGAAGGUGUCAGACGGCGCCAAUGAAAUAGUGCGUGGUUUGGAUGCCAUUGAGGAAACAGGACGAGAUUGUUGGAUCAUCUACUUGACGCUGGAGAAGCUGGAUGCAGAUACUCGACGCAGGUGGAUCGAGCGCAGUGUGGAGACAGACUCACCCACACUGGAGGAAUUCUUCAAAUUUUUGGAUGCACGUUGCGAGGAACUAGAGCUCAGCAAGCGUGAAACAAUCGGAGGCAAGACUACAGCCUCAAUCGGUGACAAGACAAGGAAGGUCACACAUUCGUUGGUUGUACUUGAAGGAAAAAAGUGCAGCAAAUGUCAUUCUACAGAGCAUCGUCUGUAUGGAUGCCAACAAUUCUUGGAUAUGUCAGCAGGACAGAGGGUUUCGUUUGCCAAGGAAAACGCUCUAUGUUACAAUUGUCUAAAACCUGGUCAUGGGGUCAGAAAAUGCAAAUCCACGUUCAAGUGCAGACAAUGUAAAGGUCAGCAUCACUCACUGUUGCACCUGCAACGCACGCAACAGGCUAUUGGAACAAUCUCUCAAAUUGGUGAGGAUCAGGAGGAUCCUAGCGCACACAUCUCAACGGUGACUACGAGUCACAUCGCACAAGCAGAAGGCUCUGCAGCAAUUGUAUGUGCACAAGGCAGUGCAAAUUCACAACAAUCAACUGGAUGGAACAGGAGCACCUUGCCGACGGCCAUGGUCAACGUUCGCAACGCAAAGGGAGAUUUGGUAGCAUGCCGACUCCUAUUGGACACGGGUUCAGAACUGUCGUACAUAUCUGAACGCUGUAUACAAACACUUGGUUUGGCUCGUACGCCAUCACGCAUACUGGUUACGGGAAUUUCAUCAACCAAAGCAGACACUACAAGAGGAUGCAGCACUAUAAGCAUCCAAUCCCGUAUUUCGCAAGAUCAGCUGGUAGUCCAGGCUCACGUGCUUGGAAAGAUUACAUCAUCAUUGGAAAGGCAGACCAUCGACGCGUCUGUACUUCGAGUUUUCAACGAUCUGCAAUUGGCAGAUUCGCAAUUUAGCACGAAUGCCCCAAUUGACAUUCUUUUGGGCAGCGAACACGUUUGGAGUGUUAUAACUGGAAGAAAAAUCUACGACGACAAAGGAAAGCUCAUUGCUAUAUCAUCAAUUUUCGGAUGGGUAAUUACAUCACUGCUUUCAUCACGCGCAUGCAGCGCUACGGAACUCACAACGACAAUAGACAUCGAUGCUUAUCUCAGAAGGUUCUGGGAACUGGAAAGCAUACAACGCAAAGCAGAAGUUCAACCUGAAGACGAGGAGGUGGAGAAACACUUUCUUACAACACACACUCGAGACAAACAAGGCAAGUACAUCGUGGAACUUCCGUUUAAAGUAUCCGAAACACUAUUCGCAGAUACACUUCAAGGAGCGCUGCAGAGGUUCAAAUCAGUUGAACGACGUUUGGCACAAAAUCAUCAAUUACGUAACGACUACGUGAAGUUCAUGAGGGAAUACCAGGAGCUAGGACAUAUGCGAGAAAUCUCACCGAGCGAAAUUCCCAAGGGUAGGAAUUUCUACCUGCCACAUCAUCCCGUAUUGGGUCGGAAACUUCGAGUGGUUUUCGACGGCUCAUAUCAAGACGCCAAAGGCAUGGCGUUAAACGACACACUAUCGAUCGGACCGAGUAUUCAGCGAGACCUAUUUGCUGUGUGCUUGCGAUUCCGUAUGUACAAAUACGUCUUUUCAGCGGACAUAGUCAAGAUGUUCCGUCAAAUAUGGGUGAGCGAAAAACAUAGAGACUAUCAAAGAAUCGUAUGGAGAGAGGAUCCCUCAGAUCCUAUCAACCACUUCCAACUAUGCACGGUGAUGUAUGGAACAUCAUGCGCACCAUUUCUAGCAGUCAGAGUGCUAGAGCAACUAGCUUCUGACCAUAAGCACGAGUUUCCGAACGCAGCAAAAAUCGUGUUGGAGGACUUCUAUGUCGACGACGUUCUCACUGGAGCAAAUAGUGAGGAUGAGCUGCUACGCAACAUGGACGAACUGGUCCAACUGAUGUCCUGUGCUAACCUAGAGCUCGGGAAAUGGGUAUCGAAUACCACACGCAUCAAAUCGGAGGAUAACACGGAUUCCUCACAAUCAUCAGUCAAAGUGCUAGGGCUGCAUUGGCACCCUGGAGAGGACACAUUGUCGUACAAUGUAAACCUAUCGAAAUAUCCUAGCCGAAUGGUUAACGACGAUGGAACCAUUUCGGUCGCCGUACUUGCAGCAAAAACACGAGUGGCACCUUUGAAGCAGCAGUGUUUGCCGCGCCUGGAACUAUGUGGCGCACUUCUAUUGAGUCAACUAAUGAACAACGACGUAACGAUCUACGCAUGGAGUGAUUCGACGAUAGUCCUGUCAUGGUUAUCGUAUUUACCAGCCCAACUCAAGACUUUUGUUGGGAACCGCACUUCAGAAAUCCUCGAAACCAUCCCGAAGCAUGCAUGGCGGCAUGUAGACUCAAAAUCGAACCCAGCGGAUUGCGCAUCACGUGGCUUGGGAGUAUCCGAGCUCAUUGACUUCCAAUUUUGGUGGAAGGGUCCUUCAUGGCUGAGGGACAAGGAACAAUUCUUGGUGAAAUUGAACAAUACUCACAACAGUACUUCUCUUUCAGACAAACGCAUACAAGACGAAGUCAAAACUACCUGCCUAGCUGCGCAGACGACUGUCACGACGGACAACCCAUGGGAUAAGCUUCUCAAUCGCAACUCAUCUUGGCUGAAGCUUAUACAUACACUUGCUUACGUUUUGCGCUUCAUUCAUCGCAUGAAGCACCCAUCUUCGAAACAACAUUUCGAUCGGCAGCGUUGCGCUCGUCAAGGAGUCCAACACACCACCAGCAUUAUGGCAUCUAGCGAAGGUGAUCGGCUCUUUCCAAGGAAAGGACAAUAUGGUUCAAGCAGUCAGAAUCAUCCGGCUCAAAACCCGGCCAAUAACGAAAAUUGCGAAACUACUCAGUUCAGAAACCGUGUUUCAGGGUGGCCCGGGAUGUUUAGGAAUGGACUAUCGAUACAUUGA